CGUCGAAGUCGAACGAUCUGCAGUAAAUAAUCAGCUCAGAAUGUGGAGGUCGUUGUGGCUCAAAGGAAGGGGAUUGUCUCUCCCUCUUCUCUCAGUGUCCCGCUACUCCAGUGCUGUCUCCGUGAGUCAAGACGGGAAGAAGAUCCGUCUCUCAGUGGAGGGUGAGCCUGAGAGAAGGUAUCAUGGUGUCUGGCUGAGACACAACUGUAGAUGUCCAAAGUGUCUCAUUGUGUCUUCUAAUCAAAAUAUUGUCCAUCAUAGUGAACUGGUGGACUUACAUAUCAAAGAAGCUUCUCUUGAUGAUGGAUCUGUUCAUGUGAAGUGGGAUUCAGCUAAAGGCCCUCAUUCUUGUUCGUUUAAUGUGAAGUGGUUGAAGGAAUUCGAUUACUCUUCUCCCAAUGCUUUUGAUAAAAAGAAUGAGAGCUCAAAGCCAAUUGUAACAGACACUCUACCAACUAUUGACUGCGCUGACAUGAUGUCAAGUGAUGAAGGAUUAUACGAGUGGCUGAAACAAGUGAAUUUCUAUGGAGCAUCACUAAUAAGAAAUAUACCAGAUCACAUUGAUGCUGAUCAAAUAUUAAAGAAGAUUGGUAAUCCACAAGAGCAUUUAUAUAAACUUAUAUUUGAUGUCAUAGCAGCUGAGAGUGUAAUUGAUGCUGCUUAUAGUACAGAUGAUCUUCUAUGGCAUAUGGAUCAAGGGGUUUUCGAGUCACCGCCAGGAAUACAAUUGCUUCAUUGCUUAAAGUUUGAUGAUUGUGUUACAGGUGGUGAAACUGUUUUAGUCGAUCUUUACGAUACUGCACAGAAGUUGAGAUCCGAGUAUCCUCAUCACUUUAAGACUUUAACUGAAGUACCUUACAGUAUUCAAAGGAUACACGAAACCCUUGAAACAGAGAAUCCUGUCUCUUUCCUUACACGUAAACCUCACAUAUCUUUGGACAGUUCUGGAGAAAUAGUAUCAAUAAACUGGUCCCCACAGUUUCAUGGGCCGUUGCAAGCCACUGAGGAUAAGAUUGAAAAGUAUUAUGAAGCAUUCAUUACUUUCUCAGCCAUGAUUGAUGAAUCACCAACUAGAUUAGGCCGUAGACUGAGACCAGGUGAAGCUCUUUGCUUUAAUAACAGAAGAAUGGCUCACUCAAGGAAUGCCUUUGAAUUGAAUGGAGGAGAGAGACAUUUAAGAGGAGGAUAUGUCAAUAUUGACUUCUUCAGGAGCAAAUUUCAGCUACUGGCCAAUAAACUAGGAACUGGCGAAAUCUCAAAGAAUGUUUUUAACUCAAGCUGGGUUACUCAUUAGUAUAAUAUUUCUAUUGACUGCUUCAAUAUUUCCAUUUGGAAAACUGUAUUUUUGCACGUUGUAAUGUAUAAUUUUGCAUUUUUUAGAACAUACCAUGUCUUUUGUGUUCCUUCAAAUGCUGCAUAAAAGU
Molecule: messenger RNA, 1424 nt
Organism: Amphimedon queenslandica
Lineage: Eukaryota; Metazoa; Porifera; Demospongiae; Haplosclerida; Niphatidae
Product: gamma-butyrobetaine dioxygenase-like
Exons: 12
Coding region: 41-1294 (417 amino acids)
Biological process (GO): carnitine biosynthetic process
Cellular component (GO): mitochondrion
Molecular function (GO): oxidoreductase activity
Source: RefSeq, a predicted model, not a curated record